Molecule: messenger RNA, 2373 nt
Organism: Dioscorea cayenensis subsp. rotundata (Guinea yam)
Lineage: Eukaryota; Viridiplantae; Streptophyta; Magnoliopsida; Dioscoreales; Dioscoreaceae
Product: probable protein S-acyltransferase 19
Biological process (GO): protein targeting to membrane; peptidyl-L-cysteine S-palmitoylation
Cellular component (GO): endoplasmic reticulum; Golgi apparatus
Molecular function (GO): protein-cysteine S-palmitoyltransferase activity
Source: RefSeq, a predicted model, not a curated record
UUGUAAGUGCCCUCAACCUGGAAGAGCAUAGCUUUGUCUUCUCUACCUGUCUGUCCUUUUUGGACUCUCUCUAUCUCGCCAUUUGUUCAAUGUUCGUCUCUUUGCUCUGGUAUUCAGUGUUUUCUUGUAUGCUGUGAAGUGUGGGAGGAGUACUGAGAGGAGUCAUGGUCAGACGCCAUGGAUGUGAGCUCCCUGUCAAUGUUUUCCAGGUUGUCGCUAUCACCGUUUUCUUUCUGCUGGUUAUCGCAUUCUAUGCCUUCUUUGCACCAUUUCUGGGCAAAAGUUUUUUUGAAUAUGCUGCAAUCUCUGCUUACACUCCUGUGGCAAUAGCAGUUUUUAUCCUAUACAUACGUUGUACACGUAUCAAUCCUGCUGAUCCUGGAAUCAUGGGAAAAUUUGAAGAUGUGCUCAAUGAUAUAUCUAAUGCUAAUUUUAAUCUAGAUUUGCAAAAGUUGAAUAAACCUGAAAACUUCAAUAAUGUUGGAGGUGGAAUGCUUUCUUCUCCAUCGUCAACGUGCAGCCAUUCUCUGGACGAUUCUUGCAAAAGAGUGUCAGUUGGAGAUGAUAAAGAUAUAUCUGCAGUUACACAUCAAAGAAAAAGCUCUUUAACUUGCUGCAACCUUGGAGGACUUGUCUGUUUAAUUUUUGCCAAAGAUGAUUGCCGCAAAGAGGAAGCUAGUGAGCAAAAUGCUGAUGCAGAAGAUGUUUUAUUCUGUACUUUAUGCAAUGCGGAGGUGCGUAAAUUCAGUAAACAUUGUAAAAGCUGUGAUAAAUGUGUGGAUGGAUUUGAUCAUCAUUGUCGGUGGCUGAACAAUUGUGUUGGCAGAAAAAAUUAUUUCACAUUUAUCUCUCUCAUGGUAAUGAGCGUUGUUUGGCUUUUGAUUGAAUUCGGACUUGGUAUUGCUGUUCUUGUGCUCUGCUUUGUUAAUAAAACAAACACAGAGAAAAGCAUCACUGAAAAGCUUGGAAAUGGUUUCUCUCAUGCUCUAUUUGUAACAAUAGUGGCUAUAUGUACUGCAUUGUCAUUACUAACUUGUGCACCUCUAGGAGAACUUCUAUUUUUUCACAUGAUUUUGAUUCGAAAGGGCAUCACAACUUAUGAGUAUGUGGUCGCAAUGAGGGCUAUGAGUGAGGCAGCACCGGCUAUCUUAGAUGAUGAGUUUCAAGAGGGAGCUCUGUAUUCUCCUACCAAUUCUGCGACCACCACCAGAAGCGGUGGAAGUUCUCUUAGUCUUCAAUAUAAAGGUGUUUGGUGCACUCCUCCAAGAGUGUUUGUUGAUCAACUGGAUGAAAUCAUACCACAUUUGGAACCUGGGAUGAUACCAUCAACAAUCGAUCCAGAUUCAGCAGUGAAUGCAGAAAACAGGAACAAGUCUAAGAAAGCAGUUAAAAUAAGUGCUUGGAAGCUUGCCAAGUUAGACUCUAAUGAAGCAAUGAGAGCAGCUGCCAAUGCCAGGGCAUCCUCUUCUGUUCUUCGGCCUGUAGAAGCUCAUCGCACGCCUGAAGCUGAUUGCGGUUUCAGUGGCAAUGCUAGCAUUAGAAGCAGUACAAGCACGGAUUAUAGGACAACCAAAGAAUUAAAGACCAAGAAGAAACCAUCCCCUCUGGCAAGCAAAGAGGAUUUCGAAAGUGUCACAUCUACUGCAACUGCAAGUUGCCUCAGCAGCCCAAUUCACAUCCAUGAGCCGGUUGCCCUUAACUUGCUUCCCUUGCACCGGUCUCUUCCAAGUACUGAGCUUAGCAGGGAUGGAAGAAGACCUUUGGUUGUAUGGGACCAAGAAGCAGGCCGUUACAUUUCAUCGAUUCCAGCAUGUUCUAGAGCUGAGACUUCAAUACAGGGCCCUUCAAGAAAUUCUCAUAUUCCAUCGCUAAAAAAUCCUUCAGCAGAGACAAGUAAUCAUGGAAGAAGGCCGAAUGUUCCCAGCUCUUCUGUGGCUGCUCCUGUGCUGCAACCAGAUAGAUUUUCUGUACAGAGAACAGUCUAUAUUCUUUGGAGGACCCAUUUUGAAUGUUCGUCCAGGUGAUAUCACUCGCAGGAAUGAUGGUAAUUCCCGGCUGACAAGAAAUCAAGAGGGUAUGUGAUCUCACUUGUGAGAUGUGAGAACGUAGUAAUGCCAGUGUUUCAUACCGGCAGUGCAGAAAGCAUUUUUGAUUAGAAUGUCGUCUAGCUCAAAAACUGUCAGUUUGGUUCGUUAAUUAUUAUUUUCUUUUUAAUAUUUUUCAUUGCAUUAGAACCAAAGUGGUGACAAUAGCUCUGAAUGUUUUAGGUUCAUCUUAUUUGCACUUUAUAAAUAAGCAUUGAUUGAAGUAAAAACAUAGAAGCAGUUGGAUUUUAUCUGAUACUGGAUGGAUGGCACACUCAGUUGAAAUGGC